This is a messenger RNA of Mesorhabditis belari, 840 nucleotides long. The record is from the annotation of a GenBank genome assembly. NCBI's taxonomy places the organism in Eukaryota, Metazoa, Nematoda, Chromadorea, Rhabditida, Rhabditidae.
AUGGCGAACAAAUGGGCUCAAGAUGACGAUGAUGAUGAUAAUGCAGACAAUCCUCAGUUUCUUGCUUCUUUCGCCCAAAGCCAAAAUUCGAAUCAAGCAAACGCUCAGCAAGUUCCAGGGAAAACAACUAGGCAAGGCAAUUCGGCUCCAAUGCAACAGAGCGAUCAACGAUCAAAUGCACCUCCUCAGCCUAUUGUACAGCAACAAAAUUCUUUGUCCAAUCGACUUACGACAGCUUACGUCGAAUAUCGAGGAUCCUUUCCUGUUAAUGCUGCAAAUCUUCCUCCCAUAGUGAGGCCAGAAGCGCGUUAUCCAUUACAGUCGAAUUAUAGACGAGGAGGAAACAGCGGAUGUUUCCCUCAACAGCACCCACAACAAAUGAAUUAUCGUCAACAACCGCCUCGUCACUUUCCCGGUCAAUCAUUUCAACAAAUUCAACAGUACGAUCGAGGCCAAGGUCAGAAUUAUCAACAACAACAAUAUCCGCCACAAGUUCGUGGAGGAGAGGGAAGAAGUGGAUCUCGCGGUCAUGAUUCACAAAAAUUCACCCCGCAAUCUGGAAGUGAUCGCCAAUUUCAAUAUAAUGCACCGAGAAGACCCUCUGGUCAGUUGAGAAAUGGAUAUCGUCCAAAUGGGCAAUUAUCUUAUCGAGGCAGUCAAAAUCCAAGUGGGACAAGAACGUUUGAGCUCAUCACCGGUGACGAACACCUUGAAAAUGAAAAUGCGAAUGAAAAAGAAAAAGCUGCUUUUGUGGUGUGUGCUUUUAAUCCGAUGCAUCUCUAUCCAUCUUCCGGAAUACAAGCCCAUCAGAGUACUUGUCCAAAUCGUCCUGUUUCUCAA